Messenger RNA from Cylindrotheca closterium, 1440 nucleotides. The record is from the annotation of a GenBank genome assembly. NCBI's taxonomy places the organism in Eukaryota, Bacillariophyta, Bacillariophyceae, Bacillariales, Bacillariaceae.
AUGCCGCUUGCCUUUCUUUGGAUCAAGAGAAUCAUGAUAGUGACAUCGGUUUCAUCAAUGCUGUUGCGACGAGGAGCGUUGGCCUUUCAAUCAAGAGGAGUGAUCCGAGCCGCCCCAUCCUCGUUUUCCCAUCUGAGCCCACAGUAUCAAUUUGGACAAGAAUCACGCCUGUUUGCAACGGCAGCCGAACAGCAGCAACCAGCAUCCUCACAGCCACCGAAACCAAAGAAUCAGCAGAAGAAAAAGAACAAUACCGGAGGAUUGAGAAGAUUACCCGUUGUCAAGGCCCCCAAAGAACUCAUGGACAAGGCUCGCAAGGUUCCACUACGUGUCAAGACCGAUCCCACCGUCAAGAACGUUCGGAAUCGAGCCCGAAAGCAUGGUGCCGAGUCCUUGAAUGCCAUGACACAAGCCUUGUGCAUUCCUCUCAGAGAUAUUGUGGAUGGAUACAAGCGUGAAUGGAGACGGUUGCAUCCCUUUGAAAAAGUCGUGGCCGAUUUGACGGCUCGUGCGAGACAAAAAAAGGAUGGACUUACCCUGCAGGAUGUCCUCAACGAUAUUCAUGAGGCACGCAAAAUGCUACUCGAAGCUGGAAAGGAAUGGGUGUACAAGGCCAAACAUGCCGAGACUGCCAAAGAAGCCAAUAUGUUUGCCACCGAAGGUGCCGAACGGAUGCUCGAGCUAUAUCAAGAGCUUGCCUUUGAACCAGUCAAUGGUAUUUUGGAAUUGCAGCGAAGUCUCCGUGGUGCCCCCGCCGUGCAGCUGGAUACGCCUGCUGUGGUCUUGGUUGGAGCUCCCAAUGUGGGCAAGUCCAGUAUUGUUCGAUAUAUUUCGUCGGCCACUCCCGAAGUAAACAAUUAUCCCUUCACCACCAGGGGGAUGACUUUGGGACACGUGGAAGUCUUUUGGUCCGACGACGAUACCAUUGCCAGGGCCAUUAUCCCUGAGCACGAAAAGAAGCGCAAGGGACCCUCGCAAGAGAUCUUGGCUGGUAAAUAUGCCUUUUCGCAAUUGUGUCAAGUGAUGGACAGUCCAGGACUGUUGGUUCGGCCAGAGACGGAGCGUAACGAAAUGGAGGAAUUGACCUUGGCCGCCAUGCGCCAUUUGCCAACGGCAGUCAUGUACGUCAUGGAUCUGUCUGGUGAAGCUGGUGACAAAUGUUCUUCUGUAAAGGAUCAGUUACAACUCCGCAAAGACGUCCGAGCAAGAUUCCCCAGACGGCCUUGGAUUGAUGUCGUUUCCAAGUACGAUUUGGGAGUUGUUGAUGGUGCGGAAGAGGAAUUGAAGGAGAUUUUAGGCGAUACUCCCUACAUUCGCCUGAGCAUCCACGAAGGACAGGGAAUUGAUGAGCUACGGCAAGAAGUUUUGCGAAUGCUUGGAGAAGUCCGAGUCGUUUUGGAUGCAAUGGCAGCUGUGGACGAUCGAAGUGCUCGCAACUAA